Eucalyptus grandis is the source of this 846-nucleotide messenger RNA. RefSeq names its product probable 2-oxoglutarate-dependent dioxygenase AOP1.2. Gene Ontology annotation, molecular function: dioxygenase activity. The transcript has 4 exons. The coding region runs from base 1 to 846 and encodes 281 amino acids. The record is from RefSeq and is a predicted model, not a curated record. Lineage: Eukaryota; Viridiplantae; Streptophyta; Magnoliopsida; Myrtales; Myrtaceae.
AUGGCGACCCAGAUCCCAGUGAUAGCGUUCUCCGAGGAAUGCAUGAAACCGGGGACAAACUCCGUCUUUAGCGUCACCGAGGAUCUCUUCGACCUCCCCCAUGAAACCAAGAUCAAGAACACCAACUUCAAGCCUUCCCAUGGCUACAUCCCCAAACUCCCCGGGACUCCUCUCCUUGAGGGCAUGAACAUAGACGGCGACGAGAAGCUUGAAGAGUGUGAAAAGUUCACCUCUAUCAUGUGGCCAUCUGGGAAUGAUCACUUUUGCAAAACUGUUCGUGACUAUUGCAAAUUGAUAGCUGAGAUAGAGAGAGUAGUGUUCAGGAUGGUCUGUGAGAGUUAUCGUGUCGAGAAAUGCUAUGACCCUUACAUCGAGUCCUGCACGUACCUCCUCCGAUUCUUGAAGUAUAAGAAACCGGCAGACCUCAACGCCAGCGUGAAUCCAAUCGCUCACACGGACAAGAGCUUCUUGUCCUACUUGCACCAGAAUAACAUUAGGGGCUUGGAAGUGAGAACCAAAGAUGGCGAGUGGUUCACUUUUGAACCCUCGGCUUCGACUUUCAUGGUCAUGGCUGGCGAUGCAUGUGUGGCAUGGAGUAAUGGAAAGAUCAAGGCUUGUUACCAUCGAGUGGCAGUUAAAGAAGAGAGCCAAGUGAGAUACUCUCUUGGGACAUUCUCAUAUGCCUCAGGGAUGAUCGAGACCCCUAAGGAGUUCAUCGAUGAAGUACACCCUCAGCAAUACAAGCCCUUCAAUCACAUCGAUUUCCUUUGCUAUUAUGACUCCAGUGACAACCGCAUCAAGGCCGAGAGCCUCAUCAAGACCUACUGUGGAGUUCGGGCCAAUUAG